GACGGGCUCUGGAGGAGCGAUGCUAACUUUUAACUGCCCUCAGCAGCGCGAGCGGUCCGCAGAGAACACUCACUGAAGAAGAAACGAUACUGAACGUCGAAGGAACGUUAUGGAAUGGUAUCAGUUUCCAUGAAAGCACUGGAUCACUCCCUAAAGCAAGACCUUCUCUUAAAACGUAAGACUUUUUCGCUACGGGAAACCCUACAAAGACACAGAACCUAAUUUUAUUUUGAAAGAGACUUUGAAAGGACCAGUAUAAUGUAUUUCAUUCAUGAAACAUUGGAAACAUUGAAAUCUCUUCAUUAUAAAUGUAAAAAGUGAGCUCCUGGAUUGCCUGUGUAAAAAUAGAAAAAAAAACCAGAACAUUUUGUGGUUGAAUAUGAAUCUUUAAUGAACUGAAUUGGACAGUUAUUUUCUUUGUCACAGUGUUAAAGAGCUGCUUUGCUGAGCUGUGGGACAAACACUAUUUUUUCUGAUCUGUGAUGAAAGAGAGAGACUAAAAGAGCCUUGUGUGCCCUAGAGGAAUCUCUGCAUAAUAACAAAGCUUGUAAACAGGGGAAUGAAAAACAACAAAACCAACUCAAUUUUUUUUUAAGCCAGCUAAUAGAACGUUUGUAAUAAUAUUAUUACUACUGUUACUGUUAUGCUUAUGGUAUUGUAGUAUGUGGUAGGUGAUCCAGAGCUCACUGGUUUCAUUUCUACUCUUUGUCCUGCCACUCACUCAUAUUCUUCCCUCCACCCCAUUCUAGCCACAGUCCCUCAACACCCUUUCCUCUCUGUAUGCUCUACACUCCACUUGCCUCAUCCAUAAAUUCAUCCAUUACCCUUCUCCCCAUUGGUCUCAUCUUUUCUUAGACAUCCCUGCCACCGACUUUUGUUUAUAUAUAUAUAAUAUAAAAUCUACCCAUAGCCACUUUUCCCAUACUUUUAGUCUUUAUUCUUGUCAAACCCCCUGUCCACACUGGCGGGCACCAUUCCGCCCAAAGGAGAGGAGGACUUCCUUGCGCUGGCUGCCUCCCAGCUCAGCCGACGCAAACGUGUUAUUGGUGCGGCCGUGGGUGUGGCCAUGGUUCUCAUUCUCUUGGUUGCGAUACCUUUACUGGUGCACAGCACUAAAGGGGGAGGAGCUGGAAAUGCAGGAAGUCAUUAUGAAAUGCUUGGCAGUUGUCGGAUGGUCUGUGACCCCUACACCCCUUCACAACAUGGCCAGGAAUUGACGGCUGUCUCCCCACCGCCACCAGAUUUCACAAGUCGAAGGGGAAAAUCUGGAUACAGAGGGCCUCCAGGGAUCCCAGGACCACCUGGCCCACGAGGACCCCCUGGAGAGCCUGGAAAGCCUGGUCCGCAAGGACCCCCAGGACCUGGUCCUAAUGGUUAUGGUUCGUCAUUCUACAGCCCGAAGAUUGCUUUCUAUGCAGGCCUCCGCAAACAGCAUGAAGGCAGUGAUGUGCUUAAGUUUGAUGAUGUUGUCACCAAUGUGGGCAACUACUAUGAACCUAGCACAGGAAAGUUUACUUGUCCCCUCCCUGGCAUCUACUACUUCACCUACCAUGUUCUCAUGAGGGGAGGAGAUGGAACCAGCAUGUGGGCAGACCUCAAGAAAAAUGGACAGGUGAGGGCCAGCGCCAUUGCCCAAGACGCAGAUCAGAAUUAUGACUACGCCUCCAACAGCGUGAUCCUGCAUUUAGACGUUGGGGACGAGGUGUGCGUACAGCUGGACGGCGGCAAAGUCCACGGGGGAAACACCAACAAAUAUAGCACCUUCUCCGGGUUCCUCAUCUACCCCGACUGACUCCCCUCCAAACCUGCCACUCCUUCACCCCAUGAUGCUGCUCAAAACAUUCAAAAACACUCUCUCCUUUACGUUCACACACAUACAUACACACACACAUACGUACAUGUACUGAAAAGACUUGAAAAGAGGGACAUGCACAUGGUUUGAUGCUGACUGGAAGAAGGGCUUCACAGACAGACUCAGACAGUCUCUUCAACUUUCAUUGAGCAAGUGCAUUUUCUGACAUAUUGUUUGUAUGUGUAUGCAAGGUAUGGUUAAAACAAUAUGCUUCAUGUAUACACCUUCAUUGAUCCAAAAAAGUGUAAAAUAGAUGUUGCAUAUAGGAAUAUAUCUACUGGAGUGUUACCCUCCCUGUUCCUGCGUUCGCAGCAGUAAGUGUACCUGUUUUGAUGUCCAGUCAUUUUUGUGCCACCAGAUUUAAUUCACUUCAGUGAGAUUCAGUGUAUUCCGAUUUUUGCUGGAGGAUAUUCGGUGAGAAUUGUUUCGCAGGGGUUAUUUUCACUAACAAGCCCACUGAUUGGAUAGCGUUGCGCAGCGGGAAUUCAAUACAAUGACAUAUAUAUAUGCGCACACACACCACUGUGGGCCCUGUGAUUAAUCUAAGUCCCCCAGUUCAAUUAAUUUGACUUAAAGCGACCGCUUUGGCUGUCUGUGUGGAAUUGAAAAUAUGGUCUGUGUGCGUGGACAUACACGGGACGGGAUCGAACACACAAUGGCUGGCCACGACUCUGAGCUGCGUGAGCAUGGAUUUCCAAUAUGUCUAAGCACACCAGUCCAGACUAAAACAUGAAUACAUUGACGUCUCUAGCCUGACGCCAUUCAGUGUCUUGAUCGGAUGAUUUUUACUAUUAAUUAAAGUAAAAAGAGAUGGUUUUAAUUUUUGUGUUUACAGCUACAUAUUAGCAUUAUCUACAAUAUGCAAAAGUGUGGUAAACCAGCUUCUUUUAAAGUAGAGACACCUGGUUUUUUACAUGUUUACCACAUGAUCUGAUGGCCAAAUAAAUGAAUUAAUUAUGAAAAAAUGGAACGAUAGAAUACCUAUGAUAUAUUUAUUUAAAUAUUUAUUGAUAUACAUGCAUCAUAACUAUAAAAUCACAAUGUAAUUAUUUACACAGCACUAGUUACAUUGCUGAUAUUAUGUGUCUCUUAAUGGCACUGUUGUAAAUUGAUAAAUAUUAUAACUAAGAACACUUCCCAGAUCAUCUACAAAGAAUACAGAUAUGAUAAUAGCUAUUUUGUCUCAAUUUAAAUAAUUGAAGCUUUAUUUAUAAGUGAUCGGGGUCAGGCAAUAUUGUUUUUUUUGUAAACUGAUUAUGUAAUAGAUUAUAUCUAAAUGGCAUGGAAGAAAUGUUUUUUCCUCCUAACAUUUCAGGCUGGCCCGAGUUUGUUUGUGUGAGUUGUGAGUGACAGUGUCUUCCGUUGUGUGCAGAAAUGCUUCAUUGAUGAGGAAUCUCAGCGUCUUAACUGUCUUUUAAAUUGCGUGCCAUUCCACACCUAUUUAUGGCUGAUUGUGGAAACCUUAUAGUAAUUCUGUACAAGGCCUGGUAGGGGUUUGUCACAAGACAAGUCAAGCCAUGUGCAAAUACACAACAAACAGACACAUCAAUACAUCUCAAAAUCGAGCCACAUCUUCUCUUCAUAAAACAAGUCUAUAAUAAAGAAUGUUCAAAUAUCA
Astyanax mexicanus (Mexican tetra) is the source of this 3470-nucleotide messenger RNA. It is a transcript of the gene c1ql4a, whose product is annotated as complement component 1, q subcomponent-like 4. Gene Ontology annotation, molecular function: protein binding. The record is from RefSeq and is a predicted model, not a curated record. The transcript has 3 exons. Bases 1067 to 1792 code for a protein of 241 amino acids. NCBI's taxonomy places the organism in Eukaryota, Metazoa, Chordata, Actinopteri, Characiformes, Acestrorhamphidae.